CAAACUACCCGUUUUAUCGUCCUCUCGUUUAGCUUUUGAAAUGCGUCUGGCAAUUAUUCCCCCCCCCUUGUUUUCAACGCGAGCAAAACCACAAAGCCGCUUAAAAUCUCGAGGGGCUAAUGUUAGCUCAGCCAGUUACGUCAACAGUCUACAUUGAACUCCCAAACCAAUGCAUUGUUUUUCCAGCGAUAACGACGCAUUAACCAGUUUCGCAACGUACUAAGCCAGAAAUGAACCCCACGUAACGUUCAAGUUCCUCUGGUGUUGCCAAAUAGGCCACGGAAGCUUCACAGCUAAGCCGAACUCGUUUUGCGUUACAAGACAAAUGCUUGAGAAUGAUGGCUCAAGCUGUCAUGGACGGUCCGGUUACACUUGUCAUCAGGGCGCCCAACCAAAAGUAUGAUGACCAGACUAUUAAUUGCUACCAGAACUGGACUGUGGAGAAACUUAAAGCCCAUCUGUCUGACGUGUACCCAAGUAAACCUAGCUCCAAAGACCAGAGACUGGUGUAUUCUGGCAAGCUGCUUUUGGAUCACUUUACUUUGAAAGAUGUGCUCAGAAAGCAAGACGAGUACCACAUGCUCCAUCUGGUUUGCCCCUCACCAACUCCUCCCAGCUCCCCAAGCUCCACCCGCAAGCCUCGGGAGACCACAGCAGAACCCACAGUCACUCAAACUGCUAGUCCUCCCUUCCCUGCUCAACACAGCCAAUCAGACGAGAUCAGUGAUGGACUCAGACAACGGGGUGUAGCUUACGACCAGUUGCAUCAACAAUUUAUGCAUAGCUGGAGUAAUUUCUCUGCAAUGUCGACCCCUCCCACAAAUGUGACCCCCUAUUACAACCCUAUGACGCUCAUGUGGUGGCAGCAGUUAUAUGCUCGACAAUACUACAUGCACUAUAAUUUGCUAGCAGCAUCCUCCCAAAACCUCAGGCACGAACUGCCAAGGACUCACCCCCUCCCCCAGGCAGAUCCCCUGCACCAGCGUCCACGCGUAGAUCGCCAUGGCAACCCUGAAGUGGAGAUGAACGCCCAAGGAGGGGAGAUCCUAAACGAGGAGGAGCUCAACCGGGAUUGGCUGGACUGGGUGUACACGUUUUCCCGGGCCGCUGUCUUACUUAGCAUCGUGUACUUUUACUCGUCCUUCAGCCGGUUUCUCAUGGUGAUGACGGCCAUGCUGGUGCUUUAUCUUCACCAGGCCGGCUGGUUCCCCUUCAACCUAGAAAAUGAAUUGCAGCUUCCUGGAGAGAAUCAAGAGGAGAUAGAGGUGGAACUACAGAAUAAUGACCUCCAUGGAAUGGAACAACUGGCGGAUGACAGCUCCGAUGAUGAUGAAGAAGGGGAAACCGGAGAGGAAGGAGCAGAGGAUCCUAACCGAGUCAUCCCCCAAACUGGCAUCCUGUCGUCCAUGUGGUCAUUUAUCAUCACCUUUUUCAUGUCGCUCAUUCCUGAGGGACCGCAGAAUGCUGCCAACUGAGCCAAACUUCUUGAGCUGUUUCAAAGUUUUUGUCUCACCGCAAAUGACUUCAGGACAAAGUGGCAGUGUUCUCUGCUCAUUUUUGUUCAGCGUUGUUAACUGAAGAAUGGACAUUGAAUUGCUAUAAUCAAAGUUUGAUGGUAGUGCCAUGUUAACUUAGUCAGACAACACGAUGUCUCAGUCAACAGUGUAUGAAAAAGCAUCAGCUGACACAAAGAUAAACACUAACAUAACUUGACAAGUUCAAUAGAUGCUACCGCUUCUUUGGGGGAUAUGAUGACUUAUUCAAAUAGUGCGUUCAGUAGAGUGAUGGAAAUGUGAUGUUCUGUCAGGCUGUUUAAAGUAAUUGAUGGAAUAUAAAAGGGCUGUUGUAAAACUGCCUGUUGGCACAGUGCUCAGUUCAGAUAAUACAGCAGCUGCUGUUACAUUUAAAAUGUACUAUAUAAGGUAUUGAUUGGUUUUUGGAUGUGCUGUGUUGUUUUUUGGGGGUUCCAGAUUUUCAACCGUGAGCAACACGAUCACAAAUAAUGACCUUAAUCAUGUUGAUUGUUUGCUCCUUCCUGAGGAAACCUUGGAAGUAAAAAUUCCAAUUCACACAAAAUGUGUUUGAGACUGAAUGCGUGAUUCAUUAAAGCCAAUGUUAUUUCCAGGAAAAGUUUAUUUGCCAAAAAUAAAACACUGCCAAAGGACUGG
Messenger RNA from Syngnathoides biaculeatus (alligator pipefish), 2168 nucleotides. RefSeq names its product homocysteine-responsive endoplasmic reticulum-resident ubiquitin-like domain member 2 protein. The record is from RefSeq and is a predicted model, not a curated record. Gene Ontology annotation, molecular function: protein binding. Gene Ontology annotation, biological process: endoplasmic reticulum unfolded protein response. The transcript is spliced from 9 exons. Bases 336 to 1475 code for a protein of 379 amino acids. NCBI's taxonomy places the organism in Eukaryota, Metazoa, Chordata, Actinopteri, Syngnathiformes, Syngnathidae.